AAGAAGAAGACAUGUGCAGAGUUAUAUCGCAUUUCGAUGGAAUCAAAUUUCUAAAUAUAAUAUAGCUAAAAAUGCCUUUUUCGCCUGGGAAGUUAUCAAAUAACUCUUGUUGUGUAAAAACAAAAAUUUUGGACAUUGUCUUUGCUUCUACGAUUAAAUUUUUAAAUCAAAAUCUCGCCUAAUUCUCCCGGAAUUCUGGCCAUAUGCAUCCCUGCUUGAGGUGCUAGUCAAUCAGCUGAAUUUUCGUUUAGUUCGCUUUAUUUGCAAUUUUUGUUUUGUUGCUGCCUUUUCAAUCGAACUUAAGCAAGUGGCAUAUAAAAACGCGUAUGACUUCUGACAGCAUUGUGUGGCGAUAAAGAAAUUUUUUGUGGUUGCGCAUGGAAAUUUCAUAGCGUUACGUAUGCAUAUUUAAAGAAUUUCACUUUUAGCAAUUGAAUUUUUUUGUUCGAAUUUUGAAUUUAAAUUGCAUGUAGAACUUAGCGGAAGUUGGGCGACGCAACGGACAUUGUGCAAGCACAACGGGUGCAUUUUUAAAUACUUGAAAAUAGUCUAUAUGAUCAAUAACAUGCUACCAGUCAGCGCCACCGUCAACGGGUCGACAAUGGUUAUGACACAAUUGGCGACCUCCGCAGGCCCACCAACACAAUCGCAGCCGUCGUUUGCCAGAGGUGGGGUAAAUGCUGUAACACCGCAAGCAACUCAAGUUCGUAUAGCGGAACCGUUACAUAUACAACGCUUGGAGGCGGCACUAAAUAUGCGACCUUUCAUGGAAUAUGCGAGGCAUGUACUCUCGCAGCCACUGAGCAGUGGCGAUGAUUCAAACGCGACGGAGGAAGACGAAGUAAAGGUUGGGGGUGUCACAGACAAUUCAGAUAAUGAGGAAGACAGUGGUCGGAAAAAGCGGACGCGGUUACUUGGGACCAAGGAAGAGCGUCAAAGUGUCAAGAUGCAGCUGUUCAAUUUUAACGAUUUGACCAAUGAUCGUGAAUGGCUGUAUGAAGUGCUGCUCAGCGACACUGAUACUGAGACGGAAAUAAGCGACGAGGAUGAUUAUAUUAAAGAGCUACUUAAAACACAUAUGCUAGAACAGAGGCAUCGAGAAAAUUUUUAUAAAAAAACAACAAAUAACCAAUAUGCUUACUAUGGAGCUGGUAUGCUCUCCAAUCAUGAUAUGUUUCCCGAACAUCAACAGUCCAUUGUUGGCGUCCGUAAGCGGAGGCGACGCACUAAGAAAGAUAAGCCUGUAAAACCACCCAAGUUGCCAAAAGAGCCAAAGAUGCGUAAGCCGCGUAAGUCUAAGUUGGAUCAACCUGAGCCAGGUGAAAUACUACCUUCUGAGUUGAACAACUAUGUGCUUGGCGAUACUUCAGCUGUUAAUGACGAAGACGACAAUAUUUCCGUUGAGAUGGACUGUACCUUAGAUGCCAAUCAGUCGCCAAUAGCUCCAAAUGGGCUGCCACACAGCGGCCGAGGCCGACGACGCAAAAGUCAACAGCAACGUACUCCCGAGGUAAUGGCAGCGCGCCGUCGACGUGUUUGGCAAUUGAUGGCGAAGAAGGAACUUGGCCGUUGCCAACGCGCUAAGGCGAAUAAUCAUAAAGAGGUGGUGCAAAAUUGCAAACGUGUGGCCACUAUGUGCUCAAAAGUCGUACGACAACGCGCUAUGGUAUCGCAGAAAGUGAUGAAGGAGACAAUAUGGCGUGCUAAGCGUUUGACUCGUGAAAUGAUGGGCUAUUGGAAGCGUUAUGAGCGUGUAGAACGUGACACGCGUCGACGGAUGGAGCGCGAAGCUGAAGAACAACGCAAAAUGGAUGUGGAGAUCAUUGAAGCGAAGCGACAGCAACGUAAAUUGAAUUUUCUGAUUACACAAACAGAAUUGUAUGCGCAUUUUAUGUCUAAAAAGCUGGGACAAGGCACCGAAGAGGAACAGUUGCGCAUAUUAAAUCAACUGGAUGAAGAGAUAAAUCCCCGGCUGGCAGCUUAUGAUGAUUACGACGCCGAACAUUAUAAGUCGCUGGCGCAAAAAAAUGCCGAGCUUGCGUUCUCUGCAGAUCGAGAUAAAACGCGCCGAUUUGAUGUCGUGGCGCACGUAAAGCAGGAAAAGCAGGAACCGUUAGAAGAACAAAUGGAAGAUAUCAAGAAGGAGGAGGAUGAUGCAGAGAUGACUUCGUUUGUAAGGCCAGCUAAAGCGGAUGUGCCACAGCCGGAAAUGUUCAAAGGCACUCUGAAGACGUAUCAGCUAAAGGGUGUCACGUGGCUCGCAAACCUCUACGACCAGGGCAUUAGCGGCAUACUGGCUGACGAGAUGGGUCUUGGCAAAACUGUACAGUCGAUCGCAUUUCUCUGUCACAUCGCUGAACGUUAUGGUGUGUGGGGGCCUUUUCUGGUUAUCUCACCUGCCUCAACGUUACAUAAUUGGCAACAAGAAAUGCAACGCUUUGUACCCGAUUUUAAUGUAGUACCUUAUUGGGGUUCGCCAAAUGAACGCAAAAUACUACGCCAAUUUUGGGAACAAAAGGAUUUGCAUACACGUGAGGCUAGCUUUCAUGUGGUGAUCACUUCGUACCAGCUUAUUGUAUCCGAUUACAAGUACUUUAAUCGCAUCAAAUGGCAGUAUAUGGUGUUAGAUGAGGCGCAGGCCAUUAAGAGCGCCUCUUCGAUGCGUUGGAAACUACUACUCGGGUUCAAUUGCCGAAAUCGACUUCUGCUCAGUGGCACGCCCAUUCAAAACAGCAUGGCAGAAUUAUGGGCGCUUUUGCACUUUAUCAUGCCAACACUUUUCGACUCGCAUGAUGAAUUCAAUGAAUGGUUCUCGAAGGAUAUUGAAUCACAUGCUGAAAAUAAGACGGGCAUCGAUGAAAAACAAAUAUCACGCCUACAUAUGAUACUAAAGCCGUUCAUGUUGCGGCGCAUCAAAAAGGAUGUGGAAAAUGAAUUGUCCGAUAAGAUUGAGAUUAUGGUAUAUUGCCCACUCACCAUACGCCAAAAAUUGCUCUACAUGGCGUUGAAGAAGAAAAUACGUAUUGAGGAUUUGUUGCAUUUUACGGGCGCUGGAGCGGGCAGUGCCGGCGAUGGCCAUCAUUUUGAUAAGAACUUCACAUCGAAUCUCAUGAAUUUGGUAAUGCAGUUCCGGAAAGUGUGCAAUCAUCCAGAACUCUUCGAACGGCGUGAUGCUAAAAGUCCUUUCGCCAUGCGUUGUGAGGAAUACGUGCUGCCACGUCUGGUGUAUGAUGAGUGUAUGUUGCAUCGUGCCAUACCAAGCAAACGUCAUUUGCUCUAUAAUAGGUUUUCCAUUUUCAAAGCAGCUAACAUACAGCAGUCGCUCUUCAGUGAACCCUGCGUCACCAAAGCUCAAAAAUCCAACGAAAACUAUGCACGUUACGUAGACUUAAAUGUCAGCGGUGAUUGCUGUUUUAGUUUUAUGCGACUCUGCGAUCUUUCACCGAGCGAUAUGGAAAAUGUCACUAUUAACGGGUUGAUUACCUACAUUUUACACUAUCGGCGCAGACUGAUCCAAUAUGCUUUACUGGCAUACCGGCGCCAAUGGUGGCCGUAUUAUAGAGCCACACGCUUCCAAUUGCUUGAGGUAUUGCUUGAGGAUACGCUACACCGCAGCUUUAUAAUGGAACAGAGUGUGCUACGUAAUUUUCUCUUCACUGGUGUAACUACCCAAAAUAGCACUGUUUACUCCUUCGCCAAAUACAAAACCGUUAACAUUCAGGAAACCAUUGAACAUCGUGUCAUCCGCAGCAAGCAUAGUGAUUCAACGAAAAAGUCUUGUGUGGAACUGGCUAGUUUUAAUGACUCUAUCGGUAUAAAAAUGGAAUCGGAUUUGGACACAAGCGAGGAUGCUUCACAAUUGAGUGUGUCGAGCAAGUCACAAAAAUCUGUCGCGAAACACAAAGACGAUAUAGAUGCAAAUGCCAAGUUGUUGCCUGAAUUUCCACAUAUGCCACGCACGCCUACCGUAUACCAAUGUGAAGCGCUUGAGAUGCCGCGUUUCCUCUAUGGACUCAGUCAACGUGUGCAGGCCGUUAAACGACAUAUGUACUGUGAAAGCCGUGACGCUGCUUGGGCUCACAUACGCCACAUACAAUGCGAAAAUCCGACUGGUUUGCAGUUGGUUAACAACGCGCUGGAUUUAUGUCGCCCACGUUAUGGUUGGUCAUCAAUUGUGGUGCCCGAUAAGCAGACACUCGUUUCUGAUGCUGGCAAAUUAGCUGUGCUAGAUAGUUUGCUGACACGUCUCAAAGCGCAGGGGCAUCGUGUGCUGAUCUAUUCACAAAUGACGAAAAUGAUUGACUUGCUCGAGGAGUAUAUGUGGCAUCGUAAGCACCGCUACAUGCGUUUGGAUGGCUCGAGUAAAAUUUCAGCACGUCGGGACAUGGUCGCCGAUUUUCAAACGCGUGAAGAUAUAUUUGUUUUUCUGCUAUCAACACGAGCCGGCGGUUUAGGUAUAAAUUUAACGGCUGCAGAUACGGUAAUUUUCUACGAUUCCGAUUGGAAUCCGACUGUCGAUCAGCAGGCCAUGGAUCGUGCACAUCGUCUUGGGCAAACGAAACAGGUGACCGUUUAUCGGCUGAUCUGCAAAGGUACCAUAGAGGAGCGAAUCUUGCAGCGAGCGCGCGAGAAGAGUGAGAUCCAGCGGAUGGUCAUAAGUGGUGGCAAUUUCAAGCCCGACACACUCAAACCAAAGGAAGUGGUUUCAUUGCUAUUGGAUGAUGAGGAAAUUGAAUUGAAGUAUCGCCAAAAAGUUGAUCCCGAUGCAGCAUCAAGUAGCCAAAAUAGAGAUGUGACCAGUGCAGGCAAUGAUAAGAAACGUCAGCGUAACUCAAAUAAGCAACCAUCGGCGACAUCACAAUCCGGUGGCAUUACGAUUCCAGCGGCAGGUAGCAGCGGCAUGGGUGGCGAUGAUGCUAAUUUCAGCAUAAGCGGCUCACCGGCCAUUAAGCGGCAGAAACUGGAAGCCGCCGCUACAAAUGAUGAUGACUCUAUCGAUGUCGCAGCCACUUCGGGCACCUCGAGUCCGAGCACUAGCGCUGCCACAGCGACUGGCGGCAAUAUGGAACCAUUUGUGCCCGGCGCCACCACAGUUUUGCAGCACAACGACGACUCGGAUAACGAGGCAUUGAUUGUGGACUGUGAGAGUCCAUUACAUGGUGCCGAAUCGCCCACUCUAUUUGGUGACUAUGGCAAUAUUGGACGAAUUCGACGUCGCCAUCAUCCGCGCGGCACGAAGCGUGGUCGUCCACGCGGCAGUACUAGGCGUGGCGGUGGUAAUGGCACACUGGGUCGUUCGCUCUCCUCGCCGGGUAAUGGAAAUGUAACAACGCCCGCAGCGCCAGGUGGAGAAGACUCACUCACCAAUUUGGGCGUUGCCGAGUCCAGUUUCACUACCACCGUGCCCACACCGAUGAAACGGGGUCCUGGACGUCCCCGCCUCAAGACCGUCGGCCCAGCAUACCAGGGCACACGUGGCGCGCCUCGCACUCGCAAACCCAUCGGACCACUCGUAGUGCCACUCGGCCACAGUCCUGGCGCCACACCACUUUCGCGCAGUCCGGCAGUUAGUCGCGCGCCAAGUCCAAGCUUUUCGGAACGCAGCAAUUACAGUGCAACGGGCGUAACGAUUGGCACACCGCAAGCCAGUGGCAGUGGAGCUGCUGUACGAGACGUUGGUGGAGGGGCAGAUAAUUAGUUUUAAUAAAUAAAAAUAAUAUCCUAUGAUUUGAAUAAUUUAUUUAAACUGUCACUUAAACAUUUUAUUUUUUUAUUUUUUUUAGUAACUCCUUUCUUUAGUAACUCAAGAUUACUGAUAUUUGUGCUUUUAGUAUUUUAAGUGCAAAAUUGUUCAUUAUGCAUUGUUCGUUGUUUUAAGUGGAAAAUUGAAAACAGUUUUGCAUAAAUUGUACGUAUGCAUGCAUAUGUGUAUAUGUAUGUGUAUACAUAUAGUGCAUAAUAAUGAGUUUGUAUUGUAAUAAGAUUAAAAUAAUGUAACUUAGUUUGUAAGCACUCAUAGACCUUGAAAUAGAAUUCACGCUAUUUAAAUCUGUGGGUUUUUGACAAAACAGCAUAUCUCGAGUUAGCACCUUCUUCCUGUCAGGUACUAAAUUACUGGGUUCCAAUGCAAAAUUUAAGCUAUUGAUCAUUCGUAGCUGCAGUUAAAGAAUCUACGUUAAUACAAGUUCUCAUAAGAUACAGGCACACAUUCACACAAUAUUACACAUACAUAUAUACAUAUGAAUGAAAAAGCUGUUAAAGUGAAAUAAGUUGUUUUCGCAAAAGUUCACAGAUGUUUGCAAUUAUGCUGAAACCACAUGAA
Anastrepha ludens (Mexican fruit fly) is the source of this 6322-nucleotide messenger RNA. It is a transcript of the gene Ino80, whose product is annotated as chromatin-remodeling ATPase INO80. Gene Ontology annotation, cellular component: nucleus; Ino80 complex. The transcript has 16 exons. Bases 554 to 5698 code for a protein of 1714 amino acids. NCBI's taxonomy places the organism in Eukaryota, Metazoa, Arthropoda, Insecta, Diptera, Tephritidae. Gene Ontology annotation, biological process: DNA repair; chromatin remodeling; DNA-templated transcription. Gene Ontology annotation, molecular function: ATP binding; ATP-dependent chromatin remodeler activity; ATP hydrolysis activity. The record is from RefSeq and is a predicted model, not a curated record.